This is a messenger RNA of Bipolaris victoriae FI3, 2076 nucleotides long. RefSeq lists its product as hypothetical. NCBI's taxonomy places the organism in Eukaryota, Fungi, Ascomycota, Dothideomycetes, Pleosporales, Pleosporaceae. The record is from RefSeq and is a predicted model, not a curated record. Gene Ontology annotation, biological process: regulation of DNA-templated transcription; DNA-templated transcription. Bases 1 to 2076 code for a protein of 691 amino acids. The transcript is spliced from 2 exons. Gene Ontology annotation, molecular function: DNA-binding transcription factor activity, RNA polymerase II-specific; zinc ion binding; DNA binding.
AUGUCUGAACGGCCGCGCAAACGCGCCAGGUUAGCAUGCGUGACAUGCAACGCACGGAGAGUGAAGUGCGAUGUAACCGAUCGACAGCCUUGCAGCAACUGUAUGACCGCUGAUUUGCAAUGCGAAACCCGAGAAUCGAAGCGCGGAAAGCAUGUUAGAAAGCCGCGCGUCGAAGCUGAGGCACGAAGCAAAACUCCACCUAGCUUGCCGGUGUUCAGCCCGCAACGGCAUGAGGAUGAGGUUGCGGCAUCACACGUCCUGGCUUCUUUGUCGUCGAACUUCAACAGUCCUGUCAACACUCAGGCGCCGGUCACUGGUAAUCAGAAUCAGUUCCCUACGCCAUCGACAGCACCAGAAACAAGUAACAGCCAAGCAACAACGGAGAAUUUUCAGCCAGAAGAUGCCGUCUUUCUCGGCGAAUCCAGUUCAUUACGUUACGUGGCAGGAGCGCCCACCCCUGCUGCAGUAGAACUUCGCGAGUCUUGCUUCCGCCAUGCUCUUCCCAGAGCGGUUAGAGAAGAAGCAAAUGUUCCGGAAUGGGAGGCUGAAAGGCGUAUCGCGAGGAAGAAGGCUCUGCAGGCAGAAGGCGCGUUUUCAUUCCCCCCUGCCGACAUCCGAAAAGAAUUACUAGAGGCCUACUUCAAAUGGUUUCACCCGCACUUUGCCAUCAUUGACGAAGACGAUUACUGGAUCACUUACAACAGACUAGAAAUGUCUGCCCUGUUAUUGCAGGCGAUGUUGUUCAUUGGCGUGAUUCACUGUGACGAAUCAACUCUGAAGAAACUAGGAUGGGGCAAUCGUCACCGAGCAAAAUGGUUCUUUUACAUUCGCGCAAAAGACAUUUACGACGCGACUUACGAGACUGACAAACUUGCUGUGAUCCAAGCCUUGCUUCUGAUGAGCUUUUGGAGGGCAGGCGCUUUGUUGGAAAAAGAUGCCCGUCAUUGGCUUGGAACAGCCAUCAGUCUAUCAGAAACACGGGCACUACAUCGCUGUGGGGGGAAUUCAGAGGAAAAACUUACCAGGGUUAAAAGAAGACUGUGGUGGGCCAUUUACAUCCGUGAGAGACAAUGCGCGGCCGCUCUGGGCCUGCCAUGCCGGAUACGCGACAAAGAUUGCGACGUAGAGCCAUUGUCAUAUUCCGACUUUGCAUAUGCCUUUCGAUCCUCUUCUCCAGCAGAUGUCCGCCACAGCUCGACUGCUUAUGCAAUAAGUAUGGUGCAGUUGGCAGUUUUUCUCGGCCGCGUAGUCGAUGCUGGCUAUCUACCCGGACGCACACUGACGUCCGAAGACACGACCAGGCUCCGCGAUGAACUAUACCAGUGGAAGAAUGACCUCCCCAGCAUCAUGCGACUUGACACCGAUGCUAACGGCGUGCCCAACUUCCAAGCUAGCAUGCUCCACCUCGCAUACAACAAUCUCCUCAUUCUCCUUCACCGAACCAGUUUCAUCAUGGAUGAGAGCCGCAGUGUACCAGCCGAAGGUAACGUCGCGCUCCAGGCCGCUGCACGCAACUCACGCAUAGUUGAAGACAUGCUACCAGAUAGUAGCAUCUGUCACGCUCAGAUGCACGUCAUCACAAACCUAUUCAACACGCUAUGCAUCCACGUCGUCCACUUCCGCCGCUCGACCGGCAUUAACCGCACACUAGCCGAGCACCGUGCAAAGCUUUGCCUGCUGGGUCUCCGGGAGCUCCAAAAGACAUGGGAAGUAACGAAUUGGGUUCUAGAGCUUUUCUUCCACUACAUCGAUCGAGAUACCGCGUCCAGGUUGAUCAUGGAAUCAGACGAAGCAGGGAAUCAUCCUGGCACUGCUCAACUAUCUGAUACUUUAAACCAAUACCCGGGGCAACAGCAAGGGAAUGCUCGUAAUGUACAACCACCGGGGAUCGUCACGCCUUCUACUCCUAGUCCAAGCCCUUGGCCUUGGACGCUGGAUGAGGCGGGUCAGUACCUCUUCAUGCAGAUUGAGAAUGAUUUUGCAUUUGGCGAGGGUGGCUUGCAGCAUUUGAGCCCGGAAGACUUGGUCCUUACGGGGGCACCGGCUGAUUUCGUUUUCAAUCGGGGGCAGGAGUGA